Messenger RNA from Saccostrea echinata, 1549 nucleotides. RefSeq names its product adenosine receptor A2b-like. Lineage: Eukaryota; Metazoa; Mollusca; Bivalvia; Ostreida; Ostreidae. Bases 273 to 1481 code for a protein of 402 amino acids. Gene Ontology annotation, molecular function: G protein-coupled receptor activity. Gene Ontology annotation, biological process: G protein-coupled receptor signaling pathway. The record is from RefSeq and is a predicted model, not a curated record. Gene Ontology annotation, cellular component: membrane. The transcript is spliced from 2 exons.
GCGCCUGACAGAGCCAGUGUGACCUCGGAUGAUGGAGCGAUGACAUGUAUUAUAAAAAGGUGGCGUCCUGUGACAGUAUAGUGUCGUCAACCGGGCAGCAAGUCCAGUGUUUGAGUGUGUGUGUUAAAUUAAGGACAUUAGAACUUCCACUACGUGUAUACACCCAAACUGAUAACUCCUCCUCAGCCCCGGGGGUCAGCGGAUACAGUCGCAAUGUGGGAUAGUGUCCUCAUCAGUAAGAAAAACUGCUAGUGAUUAAUGGAAGAGAAAUAAUGGCAAAUUGGCGGAUGAAUUUUUUAUGUGAGGAGGGAAGAAGCUCAUUCAACGGAACUAAUUUCAGAUACGUGAUUAGAUUAUGUCGGAAUUUAUCAAGAUUCAAUUCCUCAUACAGACUGAACUCUACGUUUGUACCGAUGUUCGAGGACCAGGAGGAAGGCCAUGACUUAAUGAGGCCCGAGACAAUUGUUACUUUUGUUCUGUGCGUUGUAGCAUUGCUGUUCAAUGUUGUGUCCAUCAUGGCUACGUCACAAAUCUCUAAGACGUCACAUACCAAAGUGAUCAUAAGUCUCGCAGCCUCCGAUAUUCUCGUCUCAGUCAGUGUAUUCAUGCACGUUGUUAAUGGUCAUUUCAAUGUGCCACCUUCUGCUCUCGACCCUGAUCCCAAUUCUCGUCUUCUUUCUGCUUGCAUUCAAGUUUGUGUCGUUUCAUUCAACAACAUGGCAAACUUGAUGUCUCUGUUAAACCUUUUAGCCAUAGCUAUAGAUCACUAUAUAGCAAUUCUGAUGCCGUAUCGAUAUGUGCAUCUUUUAAACCGCUGGCGGACAAACUUGAUGAUAACUAUUCUAUGGAUAAUAGGAUUUCUCUGUGGAUUUUCUUCAUUCUUUGGAGGUUUUCAAAAGUCGGAGGCAUUCCAGUAUUUAAAUUUUUGUGAAAUUACGAACUAUUCAGAUUUCCAUUCGGAAUAUUUUGUGAUAUUCACGGCGGCCAUAUGUUCAGUCGCCAUGCUAUUCAUUUAUACAAGAAUAUUCUGUGUAGUGCGACGUGUCAGCACAGAAAGCACAACGCUACAUAAAGACGGAUUGCACAACACCAAGGCUCUUAGAACCUCGGCCCUUAUCAUUGGUACUUUCGUUGUUUGUUGGCUUCCGAACUUAGUCUUCCAAGUUUCCGUAGUGAUUCAGUUACACGCUUUAGACAGUAGGAAUAAGGUAUACGAAACGCUUUUUCGUGCCAACAGAUAUUUAUAUAUUCUUGUGGUGGUGAAUUCUGUGUGUGACCCCAUUAUAUAUGCAGCAAGGCUAAAAAUCGUACAGAAAGGUUACUUUAAGUUAUUAUCACGGUUUUGCGGGUAUAAUAACCCAAAAAUGUACGAUGAUGUCAAUUACAGCCAAUCAAAGAUGGAGCUCUUGGCCAGGAAACGUUCGACACUGGUAACCAAUGACCACAGAGAAUCUCAUCCCGAAGUACAGGCUAUGUUGUAAAUUGUUUUAGAUUUACACAUGGUGAUCAUGAACUAACAGAAAAAAAAUAAAGUUGAUGAAUUAUGAAA